GUUCUUAAUUCAAAUUUUCAUCUGAAGAUUCAAUUCCUUUCACCGGAAAUUUUGCUCUUCAUAUUCAGAUUUACAUCGAUUUGAUUUGAUCAUCGUCUUUAACUGUUUCGUGAAAUUGUUGUCUGCACUGUAAUUGUUCAUCUAUGGCAGGUCGUUAUGAUCAAAAUCCGUUCGCGGAAGAGGACGUUAAUCCAUUUUCUAAUACAGCCGCAAAAUCGAGGCUUUCACCUCUUCCUCCUGAACCUGUUGACUUCAACUAUGAUCGUGGUGCUCCAGUUGAUAUUCCUAUUCACACACCUGCAGAUUUGAAAAAGAAAGAGAAACAGCUGCAAGCCAAGGAGGCAGAACUAAGGAAGAGAGAACAGGAAUUGAAGCGGAAAGAGGAGGCUGCUGCAAGAGCUGGCAUUGUCAUUGAGAACAAAAAUUGGCCACCGUUCUUCCCAAUCAUACAUCAUGAUAUUGCAAAUGAAAUACCAAUUCACUUACAGAGGUUGCAGUAUAUUGCAUUUACAACACUUUUGGGACUAGUUUUAUGUCUCCUCUGGAAUGUAAUAGCUGUGAGUGUGGCCUGGAUUAAAAAGGUUGAAGAUGCAGAUGUAAGGAUCUGGUUUGUCGCUAUUAUAUACUUCAUAUCAGGAGUUCCAUUAGCCUAUGUUCUGUGGUAUCGACCACUCUACAAGGCUUUUAGGAAUGAAAGUGCCCUGAGGUUUGGGUGGUUUUUCCUCUUCUAUAUGGUUCACAUCGCUUACUGCAUAUUUGCUGCGGUUGCACCUCCUAUAUUUUUUAGAGGGAAAUCACUUACUGGUAUUCUGCCUGCUAUGGAUGUGAUAAGCAAAAGUGCGUUGGCUGGGAUAUUUUAUUUCAUUGGGUUCGGGCUGUUUUGUCUUGAAUCGGUUAUGAGUAUCUAUGUUCUCCAGCAAGUAUUCAUGUAUUUCCGAGGAAGUGGGAAAGCUGCGCAAAUGAAGCGGGAGGCUGCAAUGGGAGUACUGAGAGCUGCAGCUUGAAGAUGGGAAAGAAAAAUCGUCAAAGAACCUUGACGAGGGAUAUAUAUUGCUACGAUUUUCCACGAAAAAAGUCUAUAUUGAUAGAAUUAUGGAGACGUUUCAAGCAGAUUGAAUUGGUGUGUAGUUUACUGUUAAAGAAUUUAUUAACUUUUUUUUAUUGUUUAUAUUUAAGCAAGUAAUUGAGUUUGAAAAAUUAUAAAAAUAAUCAUUCAAUACUAUAAUAUUGUUAUAAUUUUUGUGUCAGCUAUAGGCUUAUAAGCAUUGUGCUAAUCAAUAUUGAUUAUAUUUUUUUUGUAAUAUCUUGAUUGGUUUAAUUUUAUCCUUU
Messenger RNA from Impatiens glandulifera, 1329 nucleotides. Its product is annotated as secretory carrier-associated membrane protein 3-like. The coding region runs from base 144 to 1004 and encodes 286 amino acids. The record is from RefSeq and is a predicted model, not a curated record. Gene Ontology annotation, biological process: protein transport. NCBI's taxonomy places the organism in Eukaryota, Viridiplantae, Streptophyta, Magnoliopsida, Ericales, Balsaminaceae. The transcript has 13 exons. Gene Ontology annotation, cellular component: recycling endosome membrane; trans-Golgi network membrane.